AUGCGACAAUGGCUACAGGUCUUUGCACGGCGAAGAGCUGCCAUAAGCACCCCUUCUGCCUCAAUAUGGGCCCCGUUCAAUAACUCCCGCGAUCUCCGCCGCCCCCUGCGGACCUUUGCAACAUCGCCUGUGCGCCUCGCCGCCCCGAGUGCUCCUCCAAGUGCGCUCGAGAAGCGGAUCGCGGCAAUCCCUAUCGAACGAUACCGCAAUUUCUGCAUCGUCGCACACGUCGACCAUGGCAAAAGCACGCUCAGCGACCGACUACUGGAGUUGACCGGGACGAUCGAACCGGGCUCGAAUAAGCAAGUCCUGGACAAGCUCGAUGUGGAACGAGAACGAGGUAUCACAGUCAAAGCGCAGACAUGUUCGAUGAUAUACAACUACAAGGGGGAGGACUAUCUGUUGCAUCUCGUUGAUACACCGGGGCAUGUGGAUUUCCGAGCCGAAGUAUCGCGCAGCUAUGCCAGCUGUGGUGGUGCUCUGUUGCUCGUCGAUGCCAGCCAGGGCAUUCAAGCUCAGACGGUCGCCAACUUCUACCUGGCUUUCGCCCAGGGCUUGACGUUGAUCCCCGUGAUCAACAAGGUGGAUCUACCGCACGCCGAUGCUCCGAGGGCGUUGGAGCAGAUGCGUGAAACGUUCGAGCUGGACCCAGACAGUGCGGUUCUGGUGUCCGCAAAGACUGGUUUGAACGUGGAGAGCAUACUACCGGCAGUCAUCGAGAGGAUUCCUGCGCCUGUUGGCGAUCAUGCCAAACCUUUACGCCUAUUCCUCGUGGACUCAUGGUAUUCCAGCUAUAAAGGGGUGAUCCUGCUCGUGCGGCUCUUCGACGGCGAACUUUGCGCGGGCGACCAGAUUGUGUCGUUCGCAACAGGACUGAAGUAUACCGUGGGAGAAGUGGGAAUCAUGUACCCAGACCCGACACCCCAGAAAGUCCUUCGCGCCGGACAGGUCGGAUAUGUGCAUUUCAACCCGGCGAUGAGGAAGAGCAGCGAAGCCAAGAUCGGAGACACAUACACGAAAGUAGGGUUUCAGCGGCAAGUCCAGCCGCUGCCGGGAUUCGAGGAGCCCAAGCCGAUGGUGUUCGUGGCCGCAUUCCCAGUGGAUCAAGGCGACUUUGAACAUCUCGAAGACAGCAUCAACCAGCUGCUUUUGAACGACCGCAGUGUGACGGUGCAGAAAGAGUCGUCGGAAGCUCUCGGUGCAGGCUUCCGUCUCGGGUUUCUGGGGACACUGCACUGCUCGGUGUUCGAAGACCGACUGCGCCAAGAACACGGGGCCAGCAUCAUCAUCACUCCCCCCACGGUGCCAUUCAAGGUCAUCUACAAGGACGGAAAGGAGGUCGUGGUGACGAACCCGGCCGAGUUUCCGGAUAGCGACGAGACACGGCGCAACGUGGCGGAACUGCGCGAGCCAUAUGUGAUGACCACCCUGACCUUCCCCGACGAGUAUCUCGGCAAAGUCAUGGAGCUGUGCGAGGCCAACCGCGGCGAGCAGAAGUCCAUGGAGUACUUCACCUCGUCACAGGUCAUUCUCAAGUACGAGCUGCCGCUGGCACAGCUGGUCGACGACUUCUUCGGCAAACUGAAGUCAUCCACGAAAGGAUACGCCACGCUGGACUACGAAGAGGCCGACUGGCGCGCCAGCAACAUCGUCAAGCUGCAGCUGCUGGUCAACAAGGUGCCCGUUGACGCCAUCUCGCGCGUCCUGCAUCAAUCCCAGGUCCGCCACGUCGGCAAGCAGUGGGUCGAGAAGUUCAAGGAACAUGUCGACCGCCAGAUGUUCGAGAUCGUCAUCCAGGCCGCCGCCGGCAAGCAGGUCGUGGCUCGAGCCACUAUUAAGCCUUUCCGCAAGGAUGUCACGGCGAAAUUGCAUGCCGCUGAUGUCUCGCGCCGGAGGAAGUUGUUGGAGAAGCAGAAAGAGGGCCGCAAGAAAUUGAAGGCGGUCGGGAAUGUCAUUAUUGAGCACACUGCCUUCCAGGCAUUUCUGGCCAAAUGA
This is a messenger RNA of Capronia coronata CBS 617.96, 1995 nucleotides long. Its product is annotated as translation factor guf1, mitochondrial. The record is from RefSeq and is a predicted model, not a curated record. Gene Ontology annotation, cellular component: mitochondrion. Gene Ontology annotation, biological process: positive regulation of translation. Gene Ontology annotation, molecular function: GTPase activity; mitochondrial ribosome binding; GTP binding. The transcript is spliced from 2 exons. Bases 1 to 1995 code for a protein of 664 amino acids. Lineage: Eukaryota; Fungi; Ascomycota; Eurotiomycetes; Chaetothyriales; Herpotrichiellaceae.